ACUCACGAUCCUUGGCUGGCUUCCUCCAUUAGAGCUUCAGGAUCGUCACACGAGAGCGUCCAGCGUGCGAAGCAUCAUUUCCUCACAGAUAUGGCUUUCCGUCAGUCUGUCGGAUGGACGGCGGGAUCGGCUGAUUUCUGCGCGAACGCCGGAGAAAUGUUCGGAUAACUGGCAUCGCUUUUCAGGUCCAGCAUCUUUCUUCUGAAGUGCUUCAGGGAGAGUUUCGCAGCUUUGCGGUGGAAGAACUGUGUGAUGAAAACAUCAGUGAUGGAUCUCAAAGUGGAAGCUAUGGACAUUGAUUACGACCAGCCGCCUCCCCUCCAAGUGUUCGCUCACACCUCGACUCUACACGGCAUCUCUCAUAUCUUCUCCUAUGAGAAGAUCACGGCCAAAUGCUGCCUCUGGGUGGUGUUUUUCCUCAGCUCACUGACUUUUCUCAUGUACGUCUGCGUCGAUCGCAUUCAGUUCUACCUGGAGUACCCUCACGUCACCAAGCUGGACGAGAUCACGACGCCCAUGAUGGUUUUCCCAGCGGUGACGAUUUGCAAUCUCAACUCCAUCCGCUUCAGCAGGAUCACACGCAAUGACCUGUACCACGCGGGCGAGCUGCUGGCGCUGCUCAACUCCAGACAUGAGAUUCGGGACGCUCACCUGGUUGAAGAAAGCGUGAUGGAGGUUCUCAAGAGCAAAGCAGACUUUCGCUCCUUCAAGCCGCGACCCUUCAACAUGUGGGAGUUCUAUAAUAGAACAGGACAUGACAUAAAAGACAUGCUGCUCUCCUGCCAGUUCAGAGGUUCUCCGUGUCGACCCGAAGACGUCAGCGUGGUAUUCACACGUUACGGGAAAUGUUACAGCUUUAACUCGGGUAACACCGGCGCGCCGCUGGUCAGCGUGAAGGGAGGGAUGGGAAACGGCCUGGAGAUCAUGCUGGACAUUCAGCAAGACGAAUAUUUACCUGUGUGGGGAGAGACAGACGACUUGUCGUUUGAGGCGGGAAUCAAAGUUCAGAUUCACAGUCAGGACGAGCCUCCAUUUAUAGAUCAGCUGGGCUUCGGAGUCGCACCAGGAUUCCAGACGUUCGUUUCUUGCCAAGAGCAGCGACUGGUGUACCUUCCUGCUCCAUGGGGCAGCUGCAAGUCGACCCCGCCGAGCUCGGAUUACUUCAAAGCGUACAGUAUCAGCGCCUGUCGAACAGACUGCGAGACGCGCUACCUGGUGGAAAACUGCAACUGCCGUAUGGUGCAUAUGCCUGGUGAUGCGCAGUACUGCACUCCUGGGCUAUAUAAAGAAUGUGCACAUCCAGCACUAGAUUUCCUGGUGGAGAGAGACAGCGAUUACUGCUCAUGCGAGACUCCGUGCAACAUCACGCGCUACAGUAAAGAGCUGUCUUUCGUCAAGAUCCCCAGCAAAGCAUCGGUCAAAUACCUCGCAAAGAAGUACAGCAAAUCUGAGAAAUACAUAACGGAGAAUGUUCUAGUGCUGGACGUGUUCUUUGAGGCUCUGAACUAUGAAACCAUUGAGCAAAGGAAAGCCUAUGAGGUGGCUGGUCUGUUGGGUGAUAUCGGAGGACAGAUGGGGCUGUUCAUUGGAGCCAGCGUUCUUACGAUUUUGGAGCUUUUUGACUACCUUUAUGAGGUAAUGAAACACAGGUUGUGCCGCUGCUCCGACAAGAAACAUCACAACAACAACAACACUGAUCACGGCACUGUACUCGGCCUGGAUGAUGUCAAAUGUCACGUCAGUAAAUUCCAUUAACAUUCCCGCAGAAAUUCCAGCUGUUCAUGUUCUACAUUUUAGCAGAUGGCAUCACAACACCAGCACGGUUGUGUUUUCUACGGAUUGUUCUGGCAUCUUGUGGUUGUACUCUCUCUCUCUCUCUCUCUCUCUCUAUUAUGCCUGUGUGAUUUUCUAGGAUUUUUCCAAAAAUGUUUUGUGGUUAACUGAACAAGCUGCUUUUGAUUAUGUCUGUAUAGGGCAGGAAUGUCAAAAAAGUUUAAUAUUAAUUAAAUGGUUCGAUCUCUGUGUGCCUGGCCUUUUGUGACAGAAUUGCGUCCGCUAGCUUGAGGGGUUACUGUAUGUGUCAUAUUUUGUUGAUUCUGUGCAUCUUAAUGGCUAUUAUAUGGCUGUAAAUGCAUUGUGACAGGCGAUUCAUUGCACAAGGGAACACCAUUACAUGAGGGAACACCAGUC
Molecule: messenger RNA, 2190 nt
Organism: Sinocyclocheilus anshuiensis
Lineage: Eukaryota; Metazoa; Chordata; Actinopteri; Cypriniformes; Cyprinidae
Gene: asic1a
Product: acid-sensing (proton-gated) ion channel 1a
Exons: 11
Coding region: 253-1755 (500 amino acids)
Biological process (GO): sodium ion transmembrane transport
Cellular component (GO): plasma membrane
Molecular function (GO): ligand-gated sodium channel activity
Source: RefSeq, a predicted model, not a curated record